Molecule: messenger RNA, 1293 nt
Organism: Mycena indigotica
Lineage: Eukaryota; Fungi; Basidiomycota; Agaricomycetes; Agaricales; Mycenaceae
Exons: 2
Coding region: 1-1293 (430 amino acids)
Source: RefSeq, a predicted model, not a curated record
AUGGCCAACACGGUAUCCAAAGAACUCGUUAACCGCAUCGUCGCCAGUAUUCCGAACGAUGACCGCGACACCCUCAUGUCAUGCUCACUGGUGGCGCCUGUUUUCCGAGACGCAAGCCAGCGCCGCCUGCUCGGCCAGCUAUCGGUCUGCUCUCUCGAUGUCAAGGACAAGCUUGCGACACAUCAUACCUUUGCGGAAGUUUCUGUGCGCUUUACAACAUCCCCGCGCCUCGCCACGCACGUCACGAUUGUCAGACUUGCGCUUGGUGCUGAAGUAGCCAAAGAGGAGCGGCGGGAGGCAGAGUCGGUCUUUACCUGGCUGAAGCAAUUACGGGAGGUCUACAUCGAGGGCUACUGCCUGCAGACCCGGACCCUUGCAGAAGCCAAGGCCGCGCAGAAAUGCCGCACCCUGGUCAAACUAGAAGUCAUUGAAUGGGCAUUGGACACUGUGGGGCGCGAGCAGCGUUCCCUAAGGAGUGUCACUCUGUCAGAGUUGACAUUAACUCCAGCGCUCGUGGAUAAAGCCGUAAAUAUGGCUCCGUCGGUCGCCUUCCAGUCGGUGGAGCCUGAGUUGAACGACUGGACAAAGGGCAUUCCAACCCCAUCAGUGCCAUCAAGCCUUGCAGAGCUCUCUAUCUCGCAAAGUUCUGCGAUCACAAAGUAUUUCUUUGGAAGCCAAAUGCAACCAACGCUGCCAAAUCCCGGGUCGCUCCGUGCUCUCACACUAGACGGUCACGGGGAAGACAACCGAUCCAAUAUCGAAAAUGCGUGCCGACACACGGCAAAGACGCUCGAGGAGCUCAACAUAUUCAAUAGCGAUGUCCCUGAGUUCCGUGUGGGCGCCAAGUCUAAGUUGCGCCCCGUGUUCCCGGCAUCGUUUCCACAUCUCAAAAAGCUGCAAAUGCAUAUAAGCAUUCCCGGUGGCUCCAAGUGCCCGCUGCCCGCCGCCAUCGCGGCCCUGCUCACGCCAGAUGCCACACCACUGCUCGAGGAAGUGGUGUUUUCAUUUGCCUAUACGAUCUGCGACCAGCCCGGCGACCUGCCGUUCGUGUUCACCACGGACACCUCGAAGAGACUGGAUCGGUCCCUCAUCAGGCAUCCGCGUCUCAAAAGCGCGGAAUGGGACAUGAUGUGUUUAUAUUACGGUGAUGACAGCACAACGUUCCCGCCACCCGAGGACUACCUUGCUGCGUUCUCGCAAAAGCUCAGCCGCGCCUUGCCGCGCGCAUCACGCGCCGGAAUUGCACGCGUCGGCGGAGCAGGUGUCGAUUUGGGCGCUGUUGGCUUUGUGUAA